Medioppia subpectinata is the source of this 751-nucleotide messenger RNA. NCBI's taxonomy places the organism in Eukaryota, Metazoa, Arthropoda, Arachnida, Sarcoptiformes, Oppiidae. The record is from the annotation of a GenBank genome assembly.
AUGUCCAAACAAAACCUCCGAAGCGAUGGCCGAAAGUUUGAUGACUUCCGACCCGUUCUUCUCAAUUGCGAUAGUGUGGGAACAGCUAAUGGCUCGGCGAUGAUUAGGUUCGGCAACAGUGCCGUCAUCUGCGGUAUAACCACUGAGGUAAUUGAACCAAACAUUGAGACACCAGACGAGGGAUCAGUUGAAAUCAAUGUCCGACUCCCGGCCUAUUGUUCCCCCAAAUACUGUAUGACUGACUCGACUAACGAUUUGCUUGUAUUGACGCAAACACUUAAAGAUGUGGUCAAACAAAGCAAACUCAUUGAUCUAAAGAAGUUGUGUAUUUUAGAGGCAAAGUUUGCGUGGAGUUUAAACAUUGAAUUGAUUUGUCUGAAUAACGCCGGAAACCUCUUAGACCUCUGCGUGACAGCCAUUGUGGCGGCCCUUCAUUCCUGUGAGCGAGCGAUUCAUUGGAUCAGUUUACUCAAGAAAACCAUUGUUUCCGAGGAUAAUAAGAUAUCGUACGAGAAGAAUACAGAACCGGUGGAAGUGACCACAUAUCCCAUUUCAACCACUUUCUCCAUAAUCAAUGGGUUUUGUGCUGUUAACGGAUCCGACUAUAGACGAGGAGAGUUUAGCCGAUUCUGUGGUGAAUAUAGUUGUGAAUGCGGACACAGAUAUCAUUCAUUACAUCCAAACGACUGGUUCCGCGAAACUUGAUUUAAAUGAUUUCGAAAAAUGUUUCAAAAUUGCCAGAAAUCGGUCC